GAAAAUGAUAACCUAAAACAAAUCUAAUUCUAUACUCAUGAUUCAAAAUCCCGCUACAAAAUGGCUGACAUCCAAAUGUAUUCAUUUUAUAACCAGCGACUUCACUUAUUGGACAAAUAAUGGAUAGAAGCCAAUAUGGCGUAAAAGUAACGUACUGAAUGUGAACGAUUCGUAAUAACGUGUAAAAGACGUUAAGAGCGCUCAAUUUUACAUACGCUGAAGUUUCGAACCUUAAAAUUCUUAAAGCUAAAUUCUAUCAUAUAUAAGAAGUUAAUAAAGUAAAGUACAGCCAAAAUGGGUGACAUAAAAUCCUUCUUUCAUCAAUGGUGCGCAAAAAAUUGCAAAGAACCACAAUUUGAUGUAAGACCAACAGGGCCGAAACACCGACAACGAUUUCUUUGUGAAUUACGAGUACCCGGAUUUGAUUACGUGGGUGCAGGAAACUCAACUAGCAAAAAAGAUGCUCAAGGAAAUGCAGCCAAAGAUUACGUUAAUUAUUUAGUUCGAUCAGGAAAUGUAAAUGCUAAUGAUGUUCCAAAAGAUACACAAAGCAUUCUCGAACAGGGAGUAAUAACUAUUAAAUCAGAGUCUGUAUAUCCAAUAAAAUCUGUAUUUCAAGAUGGAAUGGGUCCAAAUGACAUAGGUCAAGCAUAUAGGGCUUAUAAUGAACAUGGUGAAAGCAAUUAUACUUAUAUUGAUAGAAUAGCAGAUCAGAAAAAAGUUGAAGAUGCAGAAGAUGUUGAUGUAAAUUCUGGAAUUCAUGGGAACUGGACUAUAGAAAAUGCUAAAUCAAAACUUCAUCAAUUUAUGCAAACUAACAAAAUUAAUGCUGAUUACAAAUAUACUCCACUUGGUCCAGAUCAUAUUAGGGGUUUCAUGGCUGAAAUGACAUUUUAUGUAAGACAACUUGAAAGAAAUAUUACUGGUCGUGAGACUGGUUCAAAUAAGCAAACUGCAUCAAAAAGUUGUGCCUUGUCUCUUGUUCGACAGUUGUAUCAUCUUGGUGUUAUUGAGCCAUUUAGUGGAACUUUGAAAAAAAAUAAAGAAGCAGAACAAAUAAAACCAUAUCCAGUUAAAAUUUCACCAGAUUUGAUAAAUCAGAUAUAUGAUGUUCUGAAUGAUCUGGAUAUAAAACCAAUUCCAGUGAACUUAUAUCAGAAAUAUAAAAAGGAAGAAAGUGAUUCAUCUAAUGUUUCGUUCUCAUUAUUAACAAAUCAAGUGUUAGAUGAUUUUAUUUCAUCAGCACCACAACCAGCUGGAGUAGUAAGUUGGUCUCCUCCACAACAAAAUUGGAAUCCAUGGACUGGUUGCAAUAUUGACGAGGGACCAUUAGCCUUAAUGUCUUUAGAACAGCUGUCAGAGGAUUUAUUACAUGAACAACGAGAAAGAUUGCAAGAAGAUGAGGGACUUCAAAAAAGUAUUAAGGAAAGAUCUUAUUUACCAGUUUUUUUAAUGAAGAAUGAAAUAAUGAAUGCUAUUAAUGAAAAUCCUAUAAUUAUUAUUCGAGGAAAUACAGGUUGUGGUAAAACAACUCAAGUAUGUCAGUUUAUUUUAGAUGACUACAUUGCAUCAGGUCAAGGUGCAUGUUGUAGUAUCGCUAUUACGCAACCUAGAAGAAUAUCUGCUGUGUCUGUAGCUGAUCGAGUUGCUUUAGAAAGAUGCGAACAUUUAGGACUAUCUGUUGGAUAUUCUGUAAGAUUUGAAUCUUAUUUGCCAAGACCUUACGGCAGUAUAAUGUUUUGUACUGUUGGCGUACUUUUAAGAAAAUUAGAAGGUGGCUUAAGGGGUGUAUCGCAUGUUAUUGUUGAUGAAAUUCAUGAACGAGAUGUUAAUUCUGAUUUUAUUAUGGUUGUACUUCGUGAUAUGAUUCAUAUGUAUCCAGAUUUGCGAAUUAUUCUAAUGUCUGCUACGAUCGACACUACGUUAUUCAGUAAUUACUUCAAUAAUUGUCCGGUAAUAGAAAUACCUGGAAGAUCGUAUCCAGUACAACAAUAUUUCUUAGAAGAUUGUAUACAAUUAACAAAUUUUGUACCACCUUUGGAUUCGAAGAAACGAAAAAGUCGGGAUACAGAUGAUUUACCAAUUGAAGGAGAACCAGAAGAAAAUUUGAAUAAAAUUAUUGACGCGCAGUACUCUAUGCGAACGAAGAAUGUCAUGGCGCAACUUAAUGAAAAGGAGAUAAACUUUGAACUCAUAGAAGCUCUACUAAGAUACAUUAAGACACAAAGUAUUUCUGGCGCUAUACUAAUAUUUUUACCUGGUUGGAACUUAAUAUUCGCAUUAAUGAAACAUUUACAGCAACACCCUGUUUAUGGAGGAUCAAGUUACAUGAUUAUACCAUUGCAUUCACAAUUACCAAGAGAAGAUCAACAUAAAGUUUUCGAACCUGUAGUGCCAGAAAUAACGAAAAUUAUUUUAGCAACAAAUAUUGCCGAGACCUCAAUCACAAUUAACGAUGUAGUUUAUGUAAUAGAUUCUUGCAAAGCUAAAAUGAAGCUUUUUACUUCUCAUAAUAAUAUGACAAACUAUGCUACUGUUUGGGCUAGUAAGACAAACUUAGAACAAAGAAAGGGUCGAGCAGGCCGUGUUAGACCAGGGUAUUGUUUCCAUCUAUGUUCUAAAGCGAGAUACAAUAAAAUGGACGAACAUAUGACACCCGAAAUGUUUAGGACACCUUUACACGAACUAGCAUUGAGUAUUAAAUUAUUAAGAUUAGGAAGUAUUGGAAAGUUCUUGUCAAAAGCAAUUGAACCACCACCAAUAGAUGCUGUAAUCGAAGCAGAGGUCAUAUUACGCGAGAUGAAAUGUUUGGAUGAAAAUAAUGAAUUAACGCCUCUUGGAAAAAUAUUGGCUCGAUUACCAAUAGAACCACGUUUGGGUAAAAUGAUGAUCUUAGGUUGUAUAUUUUGUGUGGGUGAUGCACUUUCAACAAUGGCUGCGAAUAGUACAACAUUUCUAGAAGUGUAUAAUAUGGGACCUGAUCUGAGACGGUUAUCUGCACAACAAAAAUCAUUUGCUGGUGCAAGGUAUAGCGAUCAUGUAGCAAUGUUACAUGCUUUCCAAUCGUGGGAAGAAGCUAGAUCUAUCGGAGAGUAUGAAGAACAAAUAUUUUGUGAUUCGAAAAAUUUAAGUCUGCCCACAUUAAGAGUGACAUGGGAAGCUAAGAAUCAAUUGCAAGCACUUCUGCUAAGUGCGGGAUUUCCGGAAGAAACUCUUUCCCCUAAACCGUUAAAUUAUCACGCUGGUGCAGAUACUCGUCUUGACACAAUUACUGCAUUAUUAUGUAUGGGUCUUUAUCCAAAUGUUUGCUAUCAUAAAGAAAAAAGAAAGGUUCUUACUACUGAAUCUAAAGCAGCGUUGAUUCACAAAACGUCAGUGAAUUGCAGUAAUUUUGAGCAAAAUUUCCCAUUUCCAUUAUUCGUAUUCGGGGAAAAGAUUCGUACAAGAGCAGUAUCUUGCAAACAAAUGACUAUGGUAUCACCGAUUCAUUUAUUAUUAUUUGGUUCUCGAAAAGUCGAGUACGUCGAUAAUGUAGUAAAACUGGAUAACUGGAUCAACUUAGAUAUGGAUCCGACUCAUGCAGCAGCAAUAGUAGCUUUACGACCCGCAUUAGAAAGUCUCGUUGUGAAAGCUGCAAAAGAACCUGAAACUAUUCUGGAAUUAAGUCCUAAUGAACAAAAAGUGUUAAAUGUAAUCAAAUCGCUUUGCGGAAUGAAUGCUUGCCGUUAUGAACUGGACCAGAUUACAGGUGGUUUCUAUUCAAAAAGACCACCGAGGGGAUAUUCGACUGGUUUUCAUUCGGGAAGCGAUAAUCCCGCAAAAUUAAUGCGCGGAGCUGGCGGUUAUCGUGGAAGCCUUUAUGGUGAAAGCAGUAGUAGAUAUUCAAGAGGCAGUUACAGUGGAUACAGAGGCGGUGAUUAUAGUGGAUACGGAAUGAGUAAUUCACGUGGAAGAGGCAGUGGAAGUUGGGGUGGUAGAGGAGGUUUUCGUGGUCGUUAUUAAUUAUAAUUUUAAAUAAUCUUUAAUGUGUAAAAUUAGCAAAACUUUAUUAUGAUGUGUAUGCGAUAUGUUUAACGUAGUUGUACAUUAUCUUUUAAUUGAAAAUGUAACAUAUAUUUAUUUUUAUAUCUUUUCAUUCAAAAUGUUGUUGCUUUUCUUUUUAUUUAACAAUAUUUGUUAUCCCACUAAAUAACAGUAUAAAUAAAGCCUUCAAAAAUAUUUAACAAUUUGGACGUAUUUAUACAUAUUGUUAAUAUAUAAUAGCGCGUUUUUAAAGAAGUGCUGCGAUAACUUGAAAGUACGAUUCAUUAAAGAGAUAUGCAAUACCUAUCUCACGUAAAUAUUACAGUCAAAUUAUGCAUUCUUAUAGCGCUACAUAUUAUCAGAUAUUAAAACUACAGAUUAGGAUUCUGUAGAAACAGAAUGAAGACUCGGCCAUCUAACGGGCAUGAUGGAAACGGAAAAAUGUUUCCAUCUCUUGUGAUUUCAUAGGUUUAUUUGUGAACACGUCAGGAGACGACCAUACGUUUGUAGUAUUGGUCGGUGCGUGGUCGGUACGUGGUCGGUACUGAGUAGAAAAAAAAAUGGCGAAAAUUUGCGUAUAAAGACGAUCGUCAACAGAGUUGACAGAAA
Bombus pascuorum is the source of this 4632-nucleotide messenger RNA. RefSeq names its product dosage compensation regulator (gene mle). Bases 295 to 4002 code for a protein of 1235 amino acids. Lineage: Eukaryota; Metazoa; Arthropoda; Insecta; Hymenoptera; Apidae. Gene Ontology annotation, molecular function: 3'-5' DNA helicase activity; double-stranded RNA binding; ATP binding. Gene Ontology annotation, cellular component: intracellular anatomical structure; nucleolus; ribonucleoprotein complex. The transcript has 9 exons. The record is from RefSeq and is a predicted model, not a curated record. Gene Ontology annotation, biological process: positive regulation of transcription by RNA polymerase II; regulation of mRNA processing.